GGGAAUGUUGAAUAUAACGCCAGGCAGUCAGAGUUGGAGAGGCUUUUCAGAAGAUAUGGGAAGGUGGAUAGGGUGGAUAUGAAAUCUGGAUAACAUUGCAAUGUCCAUACUAUCAUGGCUGAUGGACGGCGUCUCAUUUCAUUUCCUAGCUGUGACAAGUGUUCUCUUCUUGUCUCCUAGAAGAGCUCUCUGAUCCAUCAUGGCAUCACAAUCAUACAUUUUCCUCCGUCACUAUUGCCCUCCAUUUCCCAGCCUUCAUUUUACAGACUUGUCACAACUCACAAUGCCGACCUCGAUGCUGAGGCAGCAGAUUAAAAUGGAGAAGGCACUUUCUUUACAUUGUUCCCUCAUGUGACAUGCACCUUUACUUGAAAUCUGUUAGUCCACCACCAAAGGUCUGUUACUGAUUUUACUGGUAAAAUUUUUUCUAGAUUUGACAGAGUGGUCAUUUUUAUGAUUGAGAUGUAAAGUUAAGAUGGUUUACAUCUCUGUUUGAUGGAAGUUCUUUUCAAUUUUUUGAAUACUGAAGAAUAUUUCACGUGAGGAUUCUUUUUCUCAUUUCCUUUGAGUUUUUAUUUAAUCUUUGGUGUUUCCUGGGGUGGGGUUUCAGGUUUUGCUUUUGUUUAUAUGGACGAUGAAAGAGAUGCAGAGGAUGCUAUUCGUGGACUUGACCGAAUAGAAUUUGGUAGAAAGGGCCGCAGACUUCGCAUUGAGUGGUCAAAGGAAGAGCGUAGCAGUAGGAGGCCUGAGAGCUCUAGGAAAUCUUCAUCUAGUGUCAAACCUUCGAAGACUUUGUUUGUCAUAAAUUUUGAUCCACAUAAUACUAGGAGCAGGGAUAUAGAGAGGCACUUCGAUCCGUAUGGAAAAAUUCUCAAUAUAAGGAUUAGAAGGAAUUUUGCGUUUGUCCAAUAUGAAACACAGGAGGAUGCUUCCAGAGCCUUGGAUGCUACACACAUGAGUAAACUGAUGGAUCAAGUCAUUACAGUUGAAUAUGCAAAUAAAGAUGAUGAUGACAGGAGAACAGGGUUUAGUCCUGAUAGAAACCGUGAUAGGGGUGGUCUCAGGAGAGGUUAUGACCGAGAUCGAUCUCGGAGUCCUUAUGGAAGAGAGAGGGGAAGUCCUGAUUAUGGUCGUGGUCGGGCCCGUAGCCCAAGUCCACUCCGUCAUGGUAGGUCAAGUCCUGAUUAUGGUCGUGGCGCUAGUCCAAAUCCCAAUCAUAGGGAAAGGAAUUCUGAGUAUGGCCGUGGCCAUAGUCCAAGCAUGAGAAAGGAGAGGAACCCUGAUCAAGGAAAUGGUCAUAGCCCAAACCCUAGAAGGCUGAGAGCUGGUUCUGAAAAUGGCCAUGUGAGCAGUCCACCAGAGGAAGGAAUGUUGGAUGAUCGUAGAGCCAGCCCUAGUCCUCCAAGGGGGAGGAGAGAGAAACAGAGCCCAGAUGGUUAUCGCGGCCGCAGCCCAAGGUCUAAACCUGAAGAAAUUGAUAGUCCUGGAUAUGCUGCAGCAGAAAGUCCUCUUCCAGAAAGACUCAGGAGCGAUUCACCUCCAGCUAGAGAAAGAUCUCGCUCCUAGUUUGCUCGCUAUCAGCCUCUGACCUUGGAGUCAUAUUUGGUGGGACGGUCGCAUUGCAAGUGGUGCUGUAGAAGUAUGCUUUAAGUAGCUGGAACAUCAAAUUUUCUUGUCUUUGUUUGCAUUUCAUAUGUUAGUCUCGAACUAGACGCUAUCAACUAGCAUGGAUUCGGCAAUUAGUCUCGAACUCGAAAUAGACUUGCUAGUAUUACGUAUUCUGUUUUGAAGUUGAAAGUCCCAUGGUAAAGCUUGGAUCAGGUAUUUGAGUUAAGGUGACAUUGAAUUUGCUUAAUAUCAGGUUCUAUGAAAUAUCUAGUUUGGGUGAUUAUA
This is a messenger RNA of Nicotiana attenuata, 1893 nucleotides long. RefSeq names its product serine/arginine-rich splicing factor RS31-like. The transcript is spliced from 5 exons. The coding region runs from base 628 to 1566 and encodes 312 amino acids. Gene Ontology annotation, cellular component: nuclear speck. Lineage: Eukaryota; Viridiplantae; Streptophyta; Magnoliopsida; Solanales; Solanaceae. Gene Ontology annotation, molecular function: RNA binding. The record is from RefSeq and is a predicted model, not a curated record. Gene Ontology annotation, biological process: mRNA splicing, via spliceosome.